Molecule: messenger RNA, 1308 nt
Organism: Zophobas morio
Lineage: Eukaryota; Metazoa; Arthropoda; Insecta; Coleoptera; Tenebrionidae
Product: LIM homeobox transcription factor 1-alpha
Exons: 7
Coding region: 108-1223 (371 amino acids)
Biological process (GO): neuron differentiation; regulation of transcription by RNA polymerase II
Cellular component (GO): nucleus
Molecular function (GO): DNA-binding transcription factor activity, RNA polymerase II-specific; RNA polymerase II transcription regulatory region sequence-specific DNA binding
Source: RefSeq, a predicted model, not a curated record
CCACUCAUUCGAUUGUUAAAUACUUGAUUAGCUCUAAAUAAACAUUUAGUUUGUGUUCACUUCUGAUCGAUUGUUUGGAACUUCCGGGUGACGGUUUUGACUGAAUAAUGGCGGCGGGAUUAGGUCCGUUGUGUGGCAUGUGUUGCAGACCCAUUAACGAUCGAUUUCUUCUAAGGAUAAUGGACGUUUCGUAUCACGAGCACUGUGUGCAGUGUUGUGCCUGCGGAGACCGCCUGCACCACACAUGUUUCGUGAAGGACUCGAAAUUGUAUUGUAGACUGGAUUAUGAUAGGCUGUUCAUAAAGAAAUGCCUGGCAUGUUCCGAGCGGAUAGCUCCCGAGGAGCUGGUGAUGAGGGCCAGCGAGAAUAUUUUCCAUCUGCGCUGCUUCGUCUGCGUGGUGUGCGGAAUUAGGCUGCAGAAAGGAGAUUUGUAUGUCAUCAAGCAGGGACAGCUUUUCUGCAGGAUCGACUACGAGAAGGAGGUGGAGAUGAUGCAAGGGUUCGGACACGGCGAAUUCAUCUGUGACGAGCUGCUGCCCUCCAGCCGCGCCCACGACGGCAGAAGAGGCCCGAAAAGACCCCGAACAAUUCUCACGACCCAGCAGCGGCGGGCAUUCAAAGCUUCUUUUGAAGUUAGUCCAAAGCCUUGCAGGAAAGUUCGAGAGGCCCUCGCCAAAGAUACCGGACUCAGCGUCCGAAUAGUUCAAGUUUGGUUCCAGAAUCAGCGCGCCAAGAUGAAAAAGAUGCAGAAGAAAGCACGCCAGGAUAACAAAGGCGGCAAGGACGCCGACAACGACGAUAAGAAGUUGAACGUCAAAGAGGAGGAACAAAGUCCGCGCUCGACGCCAUUUUACAACGACAGUUGCAGCGACACGGAGACGACGCCGGGGGACGGCGACGCCCUGAUACACGCCAGGGCCGACUCGAAGCACUUCCUGACGAUCAAGGAGGAGAUGGAGGAAAGUCCCUACUUCAAGAGCAAUAAUAAUCUACCCCUGCACAGUUUUACAGGUAUGGGGGACGUUCGCCGGGAAGACGGCUACAUGGGUAUUCCCUUUCCUUCCCCCCUGGAUUCAGGACAACCAAACAUGUUUAUGACGCCACCCAUCGCUCACCAGAACCCACCUCACGCGAAUCCAGGACUUAAUCCCAUCGAUCGGCUCUACUCCAUGCAAAACUCGUAUUUCUGCGCGGAAGAGGAACACACCAUGAUCGAACCCUAAAUACUCAUACUUAAGAAAACCGAACCAAGACUGACGGCUUUUACUGUAAACUCGGUUUAUAUUCGAUGUGUAAUCAAUAAAAUUA